AGCGGGGAGCUUUCCCGUCCGACUGCCCAGCGGGCGCUAGCCCUGCCCUGGGGAGCAUCCUCUGCCUUCAGUGGCGGCACCCCUACGUUCCCGGUCGCCAAGGGGACACGCUGAUAGCCCGGGUGCGUUUAACUCGGCCGUGAGAAACCCUCCUGUUCUCUCUGCUGUAUUUCUGCCUCGGGUCUAGGAAUUUUAAAUGCUGUCCUAGCUAACAGAACCACUCCUGUCAGUGGUAAUUGCUAGCCUGGCUGAGUUUCCAGCCAACACUGGGUUGCCUUACUCUUCCUCCGCAGAGGCUCUUUUGAUUAUUAGUCUGUCCUCCUGGUUUUGUGCCUAGAUUCUAUGGCAGCUCAAGGUUGGACCAGCGGUAUUUUUGGAUGGAGUAUGCAAGCUAGGUAGUCUAGUCUUGUUCAAGGGCAAAAAUAGCCAAUCUGGGAGAAGUUUCUGCCUGACUUAAUAAGUUGGUAAAUUCAGCAAAAAGCCUGAACACUGUCACUCAUUAAACGUUCAUGUUACUCCAACAUAUAGCAAGUAGUGUUAUUAUGCCUAUAAAUACAUUUUUUAUUCUGCCAUACUGUUUUCUGAAGUAGGACUUUUUGUGGGAGUGGGUUGGAAGGCUCAGCUGCCAGCUGUGGACUUAGAGAUGUAUUUCUUUUCAUGAAUUCUUUAUUUCUCAGUGUAAUGGACUCGUUCCUUGUCUUGCAUUACCAAAGCUCACUGAAGUCAGCAGACUUUGAGGCAGAUCCCAUGUAGGCAAUGAAGAGAGAAGGGGAAAAUAGGAGGAACCCUUUCUAAUUAUAUCCAUUUAUCCUCUGUUACCUAAGCUACAGUUUGGAACCUAACUAGCAGUAAAGUCUUGACAGUAAUCAAUUACAAUAAAUUUUUCCCUAGCUGAAAGCAAUGGCAAAUUCGACUGAUAAGACACAUUUUCUGCCAGUUAAUGGGGAAAAAAAAUACAUGUGUAUCAAAAAAGAACGUGAAUGAAGUUUGCGGCGCUAUUUCUAGACAGUUGCUGCAGUUUUUUAAUAACAAUGUGUCGUCUGUGUUUUUCUUAUGUCUUUCACAAUAGCUGUGGACAUAUCCCUCAGAAAAGGUAAGGGGUUUUGCCAUUUUCAAGCCUGCAUGAGUGUUAUCAAGAGAAACACAGGUUGUGCCUACACAUGCAUUUUAAAUACUGCUUUUGCAGUGUUAACGGCCAGAUUUAAUUUUUGUGUAAGAUGUUAGCAGACUCUAUGAUAAUGCAUGCUUAACUGUUCAAAAAUCUUAGUAUGAAAGGUGCUUAAAUCCCCACUUUUAGGUUGGCCAUGCAGGAACAUCUAAGGAUAAAGAAAAGCCAGCAUAUAUCCCAUAGAGGGAUUUUUAAUGAUCUGUCUUUAUAUCCCAUUUGUUCUGAGUACAUUACAAAUGUUGCUGAAUGAUUAGCUUCUGUAAGGAGAUGUAGGUUAGCAGAUUGUGUCUGCCCUGUGUUUGGAAAGAAAUAUUUACUGAGUAAAACAAAACUGUUUGUUUCCACAGUCUAAAUAUUGGGACUAUUCUGCUGAGAAACGUGCAAGUGCAUAAUUUUAGAUUAUGUAUCUUUUCACUUUGAUCUUCACUUUCCUUGUAAUCAAAAUAAGCCAUGCUGCUUCAUGCAUGAGAAAGUCCUUGGCUUAUGAUAGUCUGAAAACAGACAUUGUUUACUUCCUGGGCAGUCAGUAACAUAACAGCACAGAGCAAUGCUUACAAUUGGACUGUGUGAACACAUCGUGAUACACUGCAGUAUAUUCUCCAUGAAACUAUUACAUAUACCCCAGAAGAGAAAUGGUUGUUUUCUCUGCUUGUGUAAGGGGAUUUCUCAUUUUAUCCAUUUAAAUUCCUUAAAAAGAAAAAAAAGCCGCCUUGAACCCUUGUAAUGAAGCCCUUUUUUUCAAAGGUUGCAAGUGUCAGCUUGCUCUCUGGCACAGCAUUGCUUCUUUGUAAGGAACUCCUAGGGUCUUCUAAUUGCGGAAGAUUGAUGAGGGAGCUGAGCAGUGCAGGACAUAGAAGAACAGUGCCAUGCAGAUCAGCCAAAACUCUUCAUGCAUUAAGAAAAGUUUGGAGAUGCUAUUUGCCAUUCCAGUAAUAUAAGAGGCUUUUUACCUGUGUUGUAUUUUCCAUAUAAACUAUCGUACAGUGCAAAACUCAACCAGAUGGAAGUAUUAGCAUUCACUUUUGAUAUCAACAGGCAUAGUUUCUGUAACAAGUUUCUUCCCAUUUCUGCAGGACAGACAGUUUGCCGGAGCGGAACACAGCGACCAUGCUACAAAAUAGUUUAUUUUCAUGAUGCUUCACGCAGGAUCAGCUAUGAAGAAGCACAGCUUGCCUGUAGAGCUGAUGGCGGACAUCUAGUCAGUAUUGAAACAGAAGCAGAGCAAAGACUGAUUGAGAAAUUUAUUGAGAGUCUCUUAGCUUCUGAUGGAGAUUUUUGGAUUGGGCUUAGGAGGAAAAAGGAGGAGGUAAACAAUAGUACAGAGUGUCAGAACCUCUACUUCUGGUCAGAUGGCAGCUCAUCCAAGUUUCGGAACUGGUAUGUAGAUGAGCCAUCCUGUGGGAGUGAAAUCUGUGUUGUGAUGUACCACCAGCCAUCUGCCCCACCAGGUGUUGGAGGUCCCUACAUGUUUCAAUGGAAUGAUGACAGAUGCAACAUGAAAAAUAACUUCAUUUGCAAAUAUUCUCUUGAGAAGCCAACAAAUGCUCCAAUAGAGAAGUCUCAAAAAGAUGUUGUAACAGAGCCCUUGAGCCCAGUAUUCCCAGGAGAACGCCAUAAUAAAGAUGCUAAUGUAACAGUUGUAGAAGCCAAAGAACCUGUUCAGGGUCUUGCCUACAUCCUUAUUCCCAGCAUUCCUGUGCUGCUUCUCCUGAUUGUCAUUAUAGCCAUCUUCUGUUUUUGGCUUUUUGUGAAGAGGAGACAGGAGCAAGUAGAUGCAAGCCCAAAGGAGGAAGACGCAUGGCUGUCUAACCCCAGGAGGAACAGUCCAAAUCUGGAUAUUUACAAAGUAAUCAAGAAGCAAUCAGAAGCAGAUCUGGCUGGAACCAGGCCUGACACUAAGAAUUCUUCCUUCCGUACACAGGAAGAUAAGGUGCUUGACAACCUCUCCAGGGAUUAUGAUGACGCAGCAAUGAAUACAUCAACGAGUGGCUUUGUGACAUUGGCCAGUACUGAAAGUGGCUUUGUGACCAAUGAUAUCUAUGAGCUGUGUGGAGAUCGUGUGGGGAGGAGCAAGGAAUCAGCCUGGGUGGAGAAUGAGAUUUAUGGAUACUAAGGAAAUGGACAAAAAAAGCCUGGAAUGUGGGUGACAAAGUGAAUAUCAAUGCAAGUUAAGCUGCCCUCCCUAUGCACUUGUUUUAAUAAUAGUAUAUGUGAUGUUUAUCCUGGUUUUGUGUUGUCCCUAUAUUCUUCUCUUUUUUGAAAGAAUAUGGGUUUUUAAAGAUCCAAACAGAAAAGAAUGUUUGUCUUUUGCUUUGCAUCGAGCCUCCUUUUGCCUGAUUCUUUUUUGUACUCCAAAGAUAUGUCUUUGAAACUAAAGGACAGUCCAAACUCCCUGUCUAUUUAACUUACCUACGCAUCUUCAGAGGUGCUGAAAAUCAGAAGUCAGUCACUGCUCAUGCUUGGUUUCUCAUAGGUGUCCCCAAGAAAGCUGCAGUGGUUGUAGGUUGGUCGUUGUUUCCAUGUCAGCCCAUAUCCCAGCUGUCUUGGCCACCCUCAUCUGCCUGUGACACUGACAGACACUUCACAAGGAGAGUAGUGUGAUUUCUGCUUCUUUCCCUCCCUCCUCAUUCUUACUGCCAAGACAAGGUAUGUGAGUCACAGCACGUAACUGUGUGUUACUUAUGCCAUUGGGUUGGUUUUUAAAAGAUCCCCGUAAGUCCUUUGGUGUCAUAAGGCUGUGUUCCCUCACCUUCUGGCAAAAGGAAUUGCAAAGCAAGGAACAAGGGACUUCACAGCAAUGCUAAAGGAAGGAAACGGGGUACUGCAAAGCAUUCUGAUUGAUCUCAGGAAUUACAGCAGCCUGGUUAGCUGUCCAGAGAUGUGCUAAUUUGGCUUAAAUGACAAACAGAGUACCAAUUCUGUUCUUGUAGAAGGAAUCGCCAGUUGUACUUUCAUUCUAGAUCUUUUUCCUCUUUGGGCCUGUGAUGUGUACUGAAUUCCAUGAAGACUGACAUCCUGAUGUUCAUCUUCAUAGAGAUGGAAUUUAUGGAAAGGUAGGUAAACAUAAAGAGUUGGAUUAAAAACAGCAUUUUGAUAAGUAAACUAAGGUAUCAUGCUAAUUAGCUAUAAUAAAUUAUUUACAGGGACUUCACAUAUUUCAAUACAUAGAUUAAAUAAGUAUUAAGGUGAGGUACUGAGGAUAGUUAGUUUAUGGAAUUUCCUCUCUGACAGUGGAAGGAAUGAUGUCUGCUUUUACCAUAGAUUUUAAAGCUUCUUUCUGAAGUCAGUAUUAGUACCUCCCAUUCUCCUGCACCUUUGGAGGAGUAGAAAUGUUAUAGGAUAGAAUGAUAGAAAUGAUGUGCAGGAUAUAGCAACUGCCACACAAUUAAAUAGAAAUUCAGGUGAAAUGAGAAUUUUCCUAUUAGAUAUGAGGAACAAGCAAGAAUAUGAAGCAACAGCAUUUACCUCAGAGUUAACGGUUUGUAGUUCACUGCUUGACUUCUAAGGGAAAAUGACGAGAUGAUCCUGCACACCAAGGGUUUUUUCAAAUCAUCAUCUUUGUUUCUCUGUUAUUUGCAACACAUUUGCACUAAGAAUGCAGAAAGGCAAGUAAAUAAGAAGUUGGGUGCCUAGCUUUUUCUUUAGGCUGUGCUUUCCUAGUUGUGGUUUAGUGAAGAGAUACCGAGAGUUAUCACAGCAAGUUGAAUACCACACAGCUUUACUUGGAAUCAGGAAGGUAAAGAAUUUGCUCAUCACCAUGGAUUCUUAACUAAUUAGUUGUAUUUGAUUUUUAACUCAUCACAUGGACAAGUUUUCAUCUUCCAUGCAUUAGACAGAUGAUAUUCCAGUAUCUCGCAUAUAAGCUUGUAAUUUCUUAUGCUACAUAGUACAGAAAGCAUCACUGUAUAUGUUUGUCGAGAAGAAAUACAGCAAAGGGGACUCAGGAGUAGUGCUUACAACCUGAGAUAGCGGUUAACUAGCUUUUUGCUAGGGCUUUCUGAUAAGUAUCUUGUUCAUGAGACAUGAUCGGAUCAAUGUUUGUCUCACAGUUGUAAGGACUUAACGACCUUCAUAUGAGCUUAGAGCAAAGUCCUGUGGCAAGGUCUCUGACUGCCACGUUUGCCAGUGCAGCUAAGUGUAACAGGAGUUUGGAUGAAAACUGAGAUGCCCUGUGCUGCUGGAUGUGGGCUUGCUUUAGCUGAAUUCCAUUGUAAAACUUACUUUGCAGGAAGUUGGAGAUACUUGCAAUUCCCAAGGCUUUUGGAAAGGAAUAGGAAGGGAAGUCUGAUUUAUCAAAUAAGCACAUAAUCUGGUUGCAUAAAGGACUGCUUUCUGUAAAAUGUUUGAUGUUAGUACUGAGGUCUGCUAAACAAAAAAUGCAUUUACAGUUAUAACAUUUCCCCCACCAAAAUGAACAGGUACAAUCCAUUCCUGUGCUCCCCAGCUCCUUCAGGCUAUGGAUGGACAACACACAUUGUUUUGCGUUUUCUGCUUUUCAAAGAACUUUGUCCUUACCUGAACACAUUGGUGCUAAAUAGACAUGUGGAGUCUGAAGCACAAGUUCUGCAGCAAGUGGUGGAUUCUAAGGCACAUUUAGUGGCCAUGAAGUACUGAUAGCAGCAGUGUAGCCUCUGGAUUUUUGUCAGUACGGAGCUAGUCUGAGUUUCUUAAGUGAAUUGAGUCCAGCUGUUAAUACUGAAGUCAUGAAUAUGCUUAGAAGUUUGCAUUCAGAGCUGUACAGCUUCUUUCUUGGGAUCUUUGCAUGUUCAUAGCUGUGUAUGUGUGGAAAACCCUGCAAAAUUAGCCCAUUAAGAUUUAUCUGUCCUGUCUAAUGUGUUAUCUCCGCUGUUUCGUACAUUGGUUUAUGUAUGGUUUAUGUUUUUCAUACAUUGGUCUCAAGGCUAAUAUGUUCAGCUUUGAGAAAACCAGCACAUUUUGCUUUGUCUGCACUUACUCUGUUUUCAAUUAUGAGCUGUUCCUUAAAGCUGGAGUUUUAUUUGAUUAUAUCCCAUUGGACUGAGGAAGAAGUGGGAGUGCCAGACAGAGAACCAAGUAUGUUGAAUGUUCAGAAGCUGGACAUCUGCACUGAAGAAAAGAAAGCAUUUAGGACAUUUUCAUGUAUGUGGGGCCGUGUGGAUUCAGCUCUGUUUUCUGCCUCAGUCUGUUCUUAACUACCAAGUGUCUCAGUCCCAUGAGAAAAACAGAAAUAACAGCAUUUCACAGGCUUCCGGGGAUGCUUGGAAUCUAAAAGUGAGUGACUCUGAGGUGCUUUUGAGACUCUAAUAAUGAGGCCUUAUAAUUGACAAAAUUUUAAUUUUAUUGUCCAGCAGAUCUGUGCAGUGAUUUUGAAGCAUGUCUAGACUAAGUCAUUAUGUACAAAAAAUUAUUUGAUUAAAGAUAUGGUUUGGUUGAGCA
Messenger RNA from Calidris pugnax (ruff), 6583 nucleotides. It is a transcript of the gene LAYN, whose product is annotated as layilin. The coding region runs from base 2169 to 3281 and encodes 370 amino acids. The transcript is spliced from 6 exons. The record is from RefSeq and is a predicted model, not a curated record. Gene Ontology annotation, molecular function: hyaluronic acid binding. Lineage: Eukaryota; Metazoa; Chordata; Aves; Charadriiformes; Scolopacidae.